Molecule: messenger RNA, 648 nt
Organism: Lodderomyces pseudojiufengensis
Lineage: Eukaryota; Fungi; Ascomycota; Pichiomycetes; Serinales; Debaryomycetaceae
Exons: 2
Coding region: 1-648 (215 amino acids)
Source: RefSeq, a predicted model, not a curated record
AUGAAUUUCAAGAUGAAUGAUUUAGUCUUUAAAGAAUUUAAAUUUGAUAAAUUGGAAUAUGAUGAACAAAAGUAUAAAAAUUACACUAAUAUGUAUAUUGCCAUGUUUAAGGAAAAUAAUUGUGGGUUAAAUGGUAUUAAUAUAUCAUACUUUACAAAAUUAAUUGACAUGUUGACUGAUAACAAGUUGCAUCCAUUAACAAUUUUAUCUAAACAUUUGGAACAAGCAGAUAUAAAAUUGGACGGAAUUGAAUUGAUAGGUCGGGUAUUUGAUUUAUUUGGUAUGUUUGGUGCUUUGUUUGGCAUUGACAGAAUUUAUUUGAAAAGAAAUUAUUUGAAUUUAGUAUAUGAAGAAAAAUUUUUGGGCUAUACCUGUGUUAAUUGUGGUGUUGAAAAACACGAGAAAGGAAAAAAAUGUUAUGGUCCAAUGGUGGUCAUUGUAUUAUAUAUCAUUUUUCAUUCCAGAUAUACCAAAGAUAAAUAUUCAAUGCAUUUCAAUUUCUUUAUUCAAUGGUUCCGUGCCAUACAGCAGAUGCACAAUGGUGUACCUUUAUACAAGUAUAUUAUUGCUGACUUUGUUGAAAAAUUUGAUUUUGAGAAUUCAAUGGUAAUGAGUAAGGCUUUUGAAUUGAAAUUUAUAAACUUCUAA